GCAUCCCGUAGUGAACCAACUGUGAAGCAAGUGUACUCAUUGACGGAGACGAAAACUAGACUCCUGAGUUUGUGUGAUGGGCAGUAAGGUGAAGUGAGAGAACAAUACUUUGAAGUGAGUGAGUGAAGUGAGGUAUAGUGUGUGGCCGUUACUGUCAUCAGACGAGGGUGGAGGUGAACCGUAGCGAGAGUGAGGGUAGGAGGAGGCCUCACCUCCCUGCUGCUGCUACUCGACCAUCAUGAACGAAAUACUCAGAAUCAUCACCAACAGCACGCUCCUAGUGACAAAGUUCAUCCGUAUUGGUAUUGCUGACAAGAAUGACAACCCACCCUUCUUUGACAAGACGUUGUAUGAAGCCGAGGUGGAUGAAAAUGAAGACAUCCAACACACCGUUCUUACUGUCACCGCCAAGGAUCUUGAUGAGUCUUCUCGCAUCAGAUAUGAAAUCACAAAUGGUAAUAUUGGUGGAGCAUUUGCCGUGAAGAACAUGACUGGCGCCAUCUAUGUCGCUGGACCUCUGGACUAUGAAACAAGGAAGCGGUACGAACUGGCUCUAGUAGCCACGGAUAGUGUCAACGAGGCAGCCACCAGGGUAAUCAUCCACAUCGCUGAUGUCAAUGAUCGCCCUCCAGAGUUCGACCGACCAAAUUAUGAAGCAACUAUUGAAGAGGAGCGCAGUGAGGGUUUGCCUAUACUGCUACGUCAGGUUACAGCCACUGAUGGUGAUCGUGAUCGCAUUCAAGAUAUCGUGUACUUCUUGACUGGCCAGGGUAUUUAUAUGGACAACCCAGAUCAGUCUCAGUUUGAGGUCAAUCGGACGUCAGGAGAAAUUUUUGUCAGGAAGCCUCUUGAUCGAGACCACCCCAAGGGACGACCAACGUGGAGGUUCACUGUGUUUGCCCAGGAUGAAGGUGGUACUGGCUUGGUGGGCUAUGCUGAUGUUCAAGUCAAUCUCAAGGAUAUAAAUGACAAUGCUCCUAUUUUCCCUCAGAUGGUUUAUUUUGGAAAUGUGACAGAAAAUGGAACUCAAGGGAUGGUUGUUAUGACCAUGACAGCAGAAGAUUAUGAUGAUGCAAAUGAGGGUACCAAUGCCAAACUCACAUACUCCAUUGAGAAGAAUGUAAUUGAUGAGAACACAGCCACACCAAUCUUUGAGAUAGAACCAGAUACAGGAGUGAUCAAGACUGCAGUUUGUUGCUUGGACAGAGAGAAGACUCCAGAUUAUUCCAUACAAGUUGUUGCUGUUGAUGGUGGUGGAUUAAAAGGGACUGGAACUGCAAGUAUUCGUGUGAGAGACAUCAAUGAUAUGCCGCCGAGAUUCACAAAAGAAGAGUGGCAAACAGAGGUGGAUGAAACAGAAGGUGCACUUCUUCCUGAGCAAGCCAUCCUGACAGUCACAGUUCAUGAUGAGGAUGAAACCAAUAAAUUCCAUUACAAAGUUAUUGAAUCCUCUGGAUUUGGUGCAGAUAAAUUUACAAUGGUUAGAAACAAUGAUGGCACCGGUUCCCUGAAAAUUGUGCAGCCACUGGAUUAUGAAGAUCCAAUGCAACGUACUGGUUUCAGGUUUAAAAUCCAAGUGAAUGAUAAAGGAGAAGACAAUGAUGCUGAGAAGUACCAUGUUGCUUACUCAUGGGUAAAAGUAGAACUGAGAGACAUCAAUGACAAUAAGCCACAGUUUCUUAAACCUAAUAUUGAAGUGCCUGUAUUUGAAAAUGCAGAAAUUGGUAAAAGUUUAGAGACUUUUAAAGCAACAGAUCCUGAUCAAGGUGGACAGAGUAAAGUGUUGUAUGCAAUAGACAGGGCAUCAGAUAGGAGGAGACAAUUUGCUAUUGAUAGUUCUGGUACUGUCAAGAUUCAAAGAAGCUUGGACAGAGAGGAAAACCCACGUCAUUCAGUAAAGAUUUUAGCAAUAGAUGAUGGUUUGCCUGCAAAGACUGCCACAGCUACUCUGACUGUGAUUGUUCAAGACAUCAAUGACAACUCGCCGAGAUUCCUGAAAGAUUAUCGUCCAGUUCUCCCAGAGAAUCAGUCGCCCAGAAAGAUAGUAGAGGUAUUGGCGACUGAUGACGAUGACAGAUCAAAGGGUAAUGGACCACCUUUUCACUUCCGAAUGGAUUCUACGGCAUCUGAUGAAAUUCGAGCAUCCUUUAAAGUAGAACACAUCCCUAAAGGAGCUAAUGGGGAUGGAAUGGCAGUCAUCUCUUCUCUGAGAACCUUUGAUCGUGAAGUACAGAAGGAAUAUCAUGUACCUAUUGUGAUCAAAGAUGCUGGCACUCCUCAGAUGACUGGCACUUCUACAUUAACCAUUAUUAUUGGAGAUGAAAAUGACAACAAAAUGCAGCCAGGAGCAAAGGAUAUCUUUGUUUAUAACUACAAAGGGCAGGCCCCAGAGACACCAAUUGGUCGCGUAUAUGUUUAUGAUCUUGACGACUGGGAUUUGCCAGACAAAAAGUUUAAUUGGGCUACUGAAGCACAUCCUAACUUUAAAUUGAAUGAGGACGAUGGGAUGAUCACCAUGAAACAUGGCACUGGUGAAGGCUCCUACUUCCUACAGUUCCAUGUGUAUGAUCGCAAGCACACCCAAACAGAUGUAGAAGCUAAUGUAACUGUAACUGUAAAAGAAAUUCCUGAGAUAGCUGUUAUUAAUUCAGGAUCCAUUCGCAUUUCAAAUAUGACAGAUGAGGACUUUAUCCGAAUAUGGGAUUACAAAACUCAACGAGUUGUACGCAGUAAAGCAGAUAUGUUUAGAGAAAAGAUAGCAAGAUUAGUAGGAACAAAUGUGGAAAAUGUUGAUGUAUUCAGUAUACAAUUAAGACAUGAAAGACCAUCUAUUACGGAUAUUCGUUUCUCUGCUCACGGAUCUCCUUACUACCACCCUAUUAAGCUAGAUGGUCUUGUUCUGCAACAUCGGGCAGAGAUUGAAGCAGAAAUAGGUAUCAACAUCACCAUGGUUGGCAUUGAUGAAUGUUUGUAUGAAAAUGUAGCUUGUGAAGGGUCAUGUACCAACCAUUUAGUUAUUUCCAAUUUGCCUUAUAUGGUGAAUGCAAACAAAACUUCCUUAGUAGGUGUAAGGACUGAAGUGAUUCCAGAGUGUACAUGUGGAGCGAGAAACUUUUCCGUCGAGGAAUCAUGCCGUCCAAACCCUUGUUAUAAUGGUGGUCGAUGUAUAGAAGGAAAAUCUGGGGUGCACUGUAGAUGUCCAGAUGGAUAUGAUGGGCCGAGGUGUCAAAUGGCGACACGAACUUUCAGAGGAAAUGGAUUUGCUUGGUUCCCUCCUUUAGCAAUGUGUGACAGUUCACAUAUCAGCUUAGAAUUUUUGACAAGACGCCCUGAUGGCCUCCUCUUUUACAAUGGCCCCAUCACCCCACCCGAAACAGACGAGAUUAUAGUUUCUGACUUCAUAGCAUUAGAGUUAGAGAAUGGACGACCAAGACUUCUUAUUGACUUUGGAUCUGGGACGCUGCAAUUAAGAGUCAAUACCAAAGCUAAUCUUAAUGAUGGCAUGUGGCAUAAAGUUGACAUCUUUUGGGACACAGAGAAUGUAAGAAUAGAUGUUGACCAUUGUGUUGCUGCAGAAGUACAAGAACCAGAGGAUGGAAGUGAUCCUAUUUUUGAUUCUUCUGGAUGUCAAGCUAAAGGCACUAUACCUCCAUUCAAUGAAUACCUAAAUGUAAAUGCACCUCUGCAGGUUGGAGGCCUUGCUCAUGAACAGCCUGAUCCUAGUUUGUAUAAGUGGUUACAUGUUCCUCAUGGUCGAUUCUUUAGUGGUUGCAUAAGGAAUCUUAUGGUGAACAGUGAGCUUUAUGAUCUGGCCCGUCCUGGUCAGUAUCGUAACACUCAGGUGGGUUGUCCUCAACUUGAGGAGGCAUGUAGAAGUAAUUCCAUAGUUCCUACUUGUGGACCAAAUGGUAUCUGUUCAGGCUCACUCUCACAACCUGUAUGCAAAUGUAAGCCAGGCUGGACAGGCCCUACUUGUGAUGAACCUACCAACUCAUCAUACUUUGAGACACAGUCAUAUGUCAAAUAUGCCUUGUCCUUCAAGCCCAAUGCAUUCAGUACAGAAAUUCAGCUCAGAUUCCGCACUUGGCAAGAGUAUGGCGAACUAUUCAGAAUCUCUGAUCAGCACAAUCGAGAAUACGGAAUCUUGGAGAUUAAUAAUUGUCGGUUACGUUUCCGUUAUAACCUGAACAGUCUUCGAACUCAAGAGCAUGAUCUGUGGCUGUCAGCCGUUACUGUUAAUGACGGCAUUUGGCAUUCAGUGAUGGUAGAGCGCCAUGGAUCCACAUCAACACUAAUGCUAGAUGGUGGUGAAGGUCGUCGCUAUAAUGAAACAAUGGCUUUCUCCGGACAUAUGUUGAUGGAUGUUGACAAGCAAGAGGGGGUGUAUGCUGGUGGCAAGGCAGAGUACACAGGAAUAAGGACAUUUGAAGUAUACAAUGAUUACAAACUAGGAUGCUUGGAUGACAUUCGUCUAGAAGGAAAGCACUUGCCUCUGCCUCCUGGUCUGAAUGGUACCCAGUGGGGACAAGCCACAAUGUUCCGCAACCUGGUCAAGAACUGCAUCUCUCAGAACCAGUGUGUCAACGUCACAUGUCUGGCACCAUUCACCUGUAAAGAUCUAUGGAUGAAACAUGAGUGUGGCUGCCCAGAAGGCUCAGUUCCAAACCUUGACAACUGUGUCAACAUCAACGAGUGCGAGCUCUGGCAACCAUGUUAUAAUGGAGGUGUGUGUCAGGACUUGGAGCCUGAAAUGGGUGGCUAUGUGUGCAACUGUAUUGACGGCUUCCAUGGAACUGACUGCAACAUUAUAUUGGAAGAAACAAUACUCAAACCUUCCACUGAUUUUGUUGUUGCUAUUGUCAUCUGUAUUCUCGUAUUGCUAAUUCUGGUAUUGGUGUUCGUGGUUUACAACCGACAAAAGGAGCGCCACUUCCCCAAAGCUGAUCCAUAUGACGAUGUACGUGAAAACAUCAUUAAUUAUGAUGACGAGGGUGGUGGAGAGGAUGACAUGACAGCCUUUGACAUCACACCUCUGCAAAUUCCUGUGGGCCCGGCCAUUGGUAAUGGUGGGCCUCUCAUGGGCAAAAUGCCAUAUGGCCCAGGAGGUCAGCCAGAUGUGGGAGUAUUCAUUAGUGAGCACAAGAGCAAGGCUGACAAUGAUCCUAACGCUCCACCAUUUGAUGACCUCCGCAAUUAUGCAUAUGAGGGAGGUGGUUCUACUGCCGGCUCUCUCUCAUCUCUGGCCUCUGGCACUGAUGACAACGAACAGGACUUUGACUAUUUGAACAACUGGGGUCCACGCUUCAGCAAGCUAGCAGAUAUGUAUGGCCAUGGAGAAUCUGAAGAGGAGGAGGAUCAUUAAGUCUCAAGCUGGAGCCUUGCCAUGGGAUUCACCUCAUUGACAGAGAAAUUUUGUCUCUACCAGCAUGGAGCACUGUUGACAUUUUUUAACACAGGAGGACUCUGGUCAGGAGGGAGGGAUCCGUCCCUCUAUCUUAUUAUAAUCUGAAGGUCUAUGUGGAGAUAGAUGUUGCAAGAUUGUUUCACUUACAUCAUACAUGUUGCCUUAAAUAGUUAAUUAUUAAAUCAGCAAUAUCAACAUGAUUACCAAAUCGUGAAUCACAUCAGUAUGUCAGUGAAUGUCUGAAAUCUUUACUGGUGCUAUAUAUAUGAAAUUCAAUCUUCAAGUCAUUAUGGUUGCAAUUUCUAAAGUUUUAAUAUGAUUCAUUACAGUUUUAAUAUACUUAAGGUGAAUACAGUAUUAGAAUACUCAUGGAGUCACAUAUGUAAUAUAUAGCAUAUUCCAUAAUCUCCUUCUUUGUGGUAAAGAAAUACAUCCUCCGCAUAGCCUCCUUCAGGUAGCCAUGAAUCAAGAGUGGCCGUGUUGCAGACUGACCACAGAGCCUCUCCAGAAGAGACUUGUCCUCCUGCCUUGUGUUCUGCACAUUGAUGGCAUGACCCUCACAGUGCCAAGACUUUAACAAUGAGGUGAUUGAAAAUGCCAGUGUUCAGUGUAGACUUGAAGCUCCCUCUACCAUCAUUUGUGGUGAUGAGACAGGUCCUAUCUAUUUAAGAACUGAUGGACAGCCAGCCUAGAUCAAGGCAGUGUAUCAGUCUCAUUGAUGACUGUGGUGGGAGAACUAACAUUCCAUAAAAGACAGUUGUGUGAUAGUAUGGGAUGAAAGUGGAAAGAAGACUUGGAUUGAAUAUUUACGUGUUUUUGUUAUGACCCAUGUUACGUGCCAAGUACCCCAGGCAAAUCUUCCUUUGAUUUGUGAAUUACUGACUUUCAAAGUACAUUUUGUGCUGUUCUUACUGAAUUUUGUUCGUCCUCACUCACUACAACUGUGAAGCAUAUCAAGAAAUACAAAGUUCAAUGUAUUGCACCACAGACUCUCUGUGAGGGCAGCAUUUAUUGGUUCUCAUAUAAUGAGUUAUGUAGUGUACUCUUAAUUGUGUGCAUGAGGAUGUGGUUGGUUUGUCUCCCCUUGUAUACUACUCUCACCCUUAGUUUAUAUCAGGUCAGUACUGCAACUCUGCAUUUUGCAGGCUAAAGCCAGGCCUGUAUACUCACAAAUGAAUCUCAGGCAGUACUGAAUUACCCUGUAUGAGGAAAGUGUUGAAUGUAUGUGAAGUUUUUGUACAUGUGUAGAUAUUUAAGGAGGAGAUAGAUGUCUCAAAGAAUGAAAUAGUUCUUUUUCAAUAUUUGCUCAUCUGUAUGAAAGCUAGACAGCAAGAUCAGUUAGACAUGUGACGACAGCUUCAUUAUUGUAGGCAUUCACUGAUUAGAAGUUUGUUACUGAACUGUAGUCUUCUCUUGGUGUCUUGCUGUGCAAGUUUUUGGAAGAAGUGACAGUUGAUUUCUCAAGUGCUGAUGUUUGUAGAUUGUGGGUCAAUCAUGGAUGAAGUGACCAGGAUAUCUCCUGCUUAACAAUUUUUUUUUUAUAAGUCUGUCUUAAUUUAAGUAUGGUAUUCUAUACUGCAAAGGAAGCAAUAAAUGCUUGCUUACUGUUUUUUUUAUUCUGCUUUGAUCUGAUCUUGUUAGUGUACAUACAUAACUUCUGAGAUAAAGGAAUAUAUCUCCACUUGGUCACUUUUGUCAAGCAGGUGUUUCCCCAGUUGAACCUGAGCCUCUUCACCCAUGUUGCCCCACCCCACAAAUUCCCCCAGGUCAGUUAUCCUCCCAUUCCUGUUCCCGGAACCCCAUUCCAGCCCUGGCGUAAUAUGGGCUGCCACAGCCCGCCGCCCACCUACCCAUCCAUAGGUCUCGCCUGUGGUGAUGUCCCCUCAGAAUUGGAAGUCUUUUUCCAGUCCACAAGUUUAUUUCUCAGUCUGUGUUAAUAGCUAUAAAUUAUCUUUGGACCCAGAAAAUCAAUUAUUUAACAAAAGCAUUAUUACAUUAGAAGAAAAUAUGUUCAGAAUAUGAAUUCAUCACCACACAACAUAACCUCAACAGCACUGCCAUACUUGGUGGGAGCAGGCUGGGUUGUUUAGUCAUUGGCUUCUUGUAUUAUUAUCAUUAUUAUUAUUAUCAUCCUAGUGUUAGAGCUAUUGUGCACAAGUUGAUCAUAAAUAGAACGGUGCUGGUCUCGGAUCAAUUUCAGUGGGUCCUCUCAGUAUUCUUGGACCAAAUAAAUAAAUUAUUAUCUUGUAUCUGAAAGGGAGAUGAGAAGAAAAAGAAAUCUGAGUUUUCUUGUGCAGAGCAUUAACUCCACCCACCUAUGCACCAACUUAACCAUGCUUUAGUCCCUUCAUUUACUAAUUGUUUCAAUCAUCAGCUGAACGUGACAAGGUCAGUGACUCAUUUUGCCACCCUGUAGUCUCUGCACAAGACAACAAACUUUUCCCCCUGAAGUUUGCCGAGCCCAGCCAACAUGUUUUUAUAGCAUUCCAUAUACCAAAUGAUGUAUGUAUGAAUGCAUUAUUCAUUUUCACAUUUUGUAUCAAAGAAUUAUCAUCUUACUAGAACUCAAGGAACAUUUAAACCAGAUUUCUCUGAUCUGUCCAAAGCAUGGUGACAUUGUGUUUGUAGACUGUAGUUCAUAAAGCCAGUUUUCUUGAGCCUUAUUGAUUUCAUAUCUGACUUUCUUGAUUAUUAAUUCCAUGUCAUAUCCUUCAUUGGCUAGUUAAUUUUUCCAUUUUUAUAUUUUUUAAAUGCUCUUUACAUCCCAAUACAGAGAAAUCUGGCUCAUUCCCAGGCCGAAGUAUUCUGUGCGAUUUGUAUGAAUGUUAUGUAUCAAUUUCAAUUGUAUCCUCGCUUAUUAAAUGUGUCACAAACCCCAGAAUUUCUCAUUGUAGUGUCUCAAGUCCAUUUGCUAUUCUUAAGAGAACUUUGGCCCAGGGAAUCAGAAACGGUCAAAGAGUAGAAGAAUAUUUCCUAAAAAAAAAAUAAAAAAUAAACGAAAGUUUUGUACCCUUACUCAUGCUGAGUUAAAGUUAUCCAGCAGAAAUGUCCCAGAAUGGGCAAGAAGCCAUAGCAACUAAGCUUUUGUUUGAUGUUUUUAAGCUGUGAUUUUACUGUGUCUGCAUUGUCAUCUGAAAUAGAUUAAAAGCCUUUGUGUA
Molecule: messenger RNA, 8562 nt
Organism: Homarus americanus (American lobster)
Lineage: Eukaryota; Metazoa; Arthropoda; Malacostraca; Decapoda; Nephropidae
Product: neural-cadherin-like
Exons: 14
Coding region: 239-5362 (1707 amino acids)
Biological process (GO): homophilic cell-cell adhesion
Cellular component (GO): plasma membrane; catenin complex
Molecular function (GO): calcium ion binding; cadherin binding
Source: RefSeq, a predicted model, not a curated record